Limanda limanda (common dab) is the source of this 4797-nucleotide messenger RNA. It is a transcript of the gene ilrun, whose product is annotated as inflammation and lipid regulator with UBA-like and NBR1-like domains. Gene Ontology annotation, molecular function: ubiquitin binding. Gene Ontology annotation, biological process: macroautophagy. The transcript is spliced from 5 exons. The record is from RefSeq and is a predicted model, not a curated record. Gene Ontology annotation, cellular component: phagophore assembly site. Lineage: Eukaryota; Metazoa; Chordata; Actinopteri; Pleuronectiformes; Pleuronectidae. Bases 23 to 877 code for a protein of 284 amino acids.
GAUCCCCGCCCGCCGCCCCCCCAUGGAGGGCAGCACGGACAUGGACGUGGACGCGGAGCUCAUGCAGAAGUUUAGCUGCCUGGGCACCACGGACAAGGACGUGCUCAUCUCCGAGUUCCAGAGGCUGCUGGGCUUCCAGCUCAACCCAGCCGGAUGCGCCUUUUUCCUGGACAUGACGAACUGGAACCUCCAGGCUGCUAUCGGUGCAUAUUAUGACUUUGAAAGUCCCAAUGUCAACACACCAUCCAUGUCCUUUGUCGAAGAUGUGACAAUUGGAGAAGGAGAGUCUGUUCCUCCAGAUACACCGUUCACAAAGACCUGGAGGAUACAGAACACUGGUGCAGAGGCCUGGCCGCCUGGUGUUUGUCUCAAGUACAUUGGUGGGGAUCAGUUUGGGCACGUAAACACAGUCAUGGUGAAGUCUCUAGACCCCCAGGAAAUAUCAGAUGUUAGUGUGCAGAUGCGAAGUCCCACAACUCCUGGCAUGUACCAGGGUCAGUGGAGGAUGUGUACAGCCACCGGGUUAUUCUAUGGAGAUGUAAUCUGGGUGAUCCUUAGCGUAGAAGUCGGAGGUCUCCUUGGCGUCACCCAGCAGCUGUCCUCCUUUGAGACCGAGUUCAACACCCAACCCCAGCGGAACGUGCAGGGAGACUUCAACCCCUUCGCUUCGCCGCAGAAGAACAAGCACGACGCCACGGACGACAGCUUCAGGGAACCCGGGGGGGUGUGGGAACGCACACAGGAGCCAAUCCAGCAAGAUCAAAACGGACUGUCUCAUAAUGCUGUAAAUAGGACCUCAAAUGGACUCCAAACCAAUCUUUCUGUUGUGACUUAUGGUCAGGGUAUUCACGGACCCUUUCCCUUUGGACAGAGCUAGAAUAAAAGAAAGACCCCCCCUCUAUGAUGGAUGAUGAGCUGAACACCUUGGGAGUCCUUCAUUUUAAGGAGUUGGAGGGGGUGGGGAGUGGACAGUUGUUUUAUAUUGACUCAUGACAACCUUCUCCCCUGUCCAUUGCCCUUUUCCACGGAAACACAAAUUACAGUGAGGUGAUGGAUUGCAUCUGCGACAGUGACACAUCCCCACCUGACAUCAACACCUGGAUUCGCAUGUGUGAAUGCUUCAUUUUAUGCUAAAAAAACCUUCAAGAUAGAUACACACAACUAUUUUUAUUUACACUGUAAAACACAGCUCAUUAAAGGGAAAAUCAACCUUAAACAACCUACGUACAGUUCUGGUUCUCCCACGUCCCUUCAGGGUUCCUACACAGAUCGGAACAUGUUUGGGAAGUUGUUGGCGCACGGUACAAAACUUGAUUUUGAGGCCUUUGUGGGAGAAGUGUGAUCUUUUACUCACCACACGAGUGGUUUUUAAUAGAAGUGUGUGUGUGUGUGUGAGAGUAUUGCCGGUCUUCUCUCGACGACAGCCUUACACAAGUUUCACACACAGACCAGGGGAUUAACGUGGGACGUUAAGCAGCUGGUGUGACAACGAGUCUGACCUCACACACCAGUCACAUGGAAAUGCCUGAGUUCAAGAAAGACCAAAACAGAAAAGCUCCAGAUAAAUCUAUGUGCUUUUGAAGCAUCUCCUUACAGUAUAUACAUGUCCUACAAGCUGUCACAUCAUUGGACUGAAAAUGGAUGAUUUGGCUGUGUGAAGGUAGUUUAUGUGCCAGUAUAUCGAUAAAAUGUGGGUUUAAUCACCUUGAGCGAGUAACUGACUUCAUGGAAGAACAACUUAGAUGCUGACUUGAUCGCCAUGGCAAUGGUGAGCCUGACAUGACGGGCAUCAACAAUCUGUUGUGUUGUGAACGAGUUGCUGCUGGAGUUUGACAACUGCAGGUCCAAUAAUCUGAUUUAAGUUUACAGGGGUUUAUUUUGUUUAAUCAGUGUCUCAAAGGUUCAAAUAAAUUGUGAUCUGGUCCAGAAUGAGGUGAUAAAUUAGCACAUUGUCAAACUUUGAGGUUGGAAGAUUCUGCUCUUAUGUUUCAAGUAUUUUUGCAGUUUAAUGGAUGUCACCACCAAUAUCCGACUAUGUAUUUUAUUUAUGGCUCAGGAGUUACGGUUGUACCUGGUGUUCAUCCUUAAACUAAUAGCUCCUUCUGCAAAAAUAAUCUUUUACAUUGUUCUGAAGAAUUUAUCACCAAAACAUUUCACCAUUUGCAUUGAGCCACUCAUCUCUGCGUGGUUAUUAUAGGUAAAAAAGAAAUCCAUACUCAUCAAUGUCAAAAUGUCACAGCGCUCAGCCGCUAGUAUUAGACAUGACAUUUGAAGCAUGUAAAGACGAGGGCAUAUUCCUAAAAAUCAUUGCAGAGAAAAUGUGGACGAUCCCUGUGUAGGAACCCAAUCUCUUCCAAAGAUAAAGUCCUGACAACCGAGACACUAAUCUGUGCUGUCAUACAACAACUCAGUCUGCCGCUCCAUUCAGACUGCAUGAGACAGUGUGUGUGCGAUUUUUUGUUUGUUUCGUUUUUUUAAGGGUGGGUUUUUUGCUUUAAAUAGAUGCUGAAGCGCAAAAGGAUGCAAGCGAGUUUGAGCCUGUGAGAUGUGAGAAAGCUAAAAAAAGCCAUCCAAGUCCAUUUUGCCUGGUGAGUGACUGUGUUUUCUGAUGUCGACGGUAUGUGUACUAGAUGUGUGCGUGUGUGUGUGUGUGUGUGUGUGUGCAUGUAUGUUAAAGGUUUCUCUUUGGAUUUAACUGACAUUAAAUGGUGUAUACUACUUGGGCAAAGGAAGACGUGUCUAUUCACACAUACGUGGAAACUGAGAGAGCUUUACUAGGUGUGUACCUCUGAAGUAUUUGAAUUAUUCUGCAUCGUUUGGAUGAACCGACUCACUUAUUGCUGAUGUUAUUUAUUUGCUGUCACGUUGUGCAUUGUAGGUGCAAAAAAAUAAAUAAAAUGUCCCAUAUACAGCCAGCAGGUGGUGCUAAAAAUCAAACGACCAACUUGUCUGUGAGGUUUCUCGUUCAUCCAGGGCGUGGGCAUCCGGAGCCCUGUUCCUGACCGGGCAUUGCAAUGUGUCCUCACACGCCCCAGACACCCCCUCCGAAUGUGGAUUGAGUGUUUUCAGGAUGCAUGUGGGUUCAGUCAGACCUGUUGCUCAUUGUGUAGCAGGUCAAGGGACGUCAGCUGAGUAGGAGGAAAGAUGUUGGUCAUAGUGAUCAGAUCUAAAGUUGGAUUCAGGGGCAUUCUGGUGCCCUUACUUGUGAUCGGAUCACUGAGGAUGGAUGUUGACAACAGGUCUGAACAUGGUCCGAGACAUAUUGAUUCAAAGGCAACUGGAACUGGUUGUGCAGACGUUUCACCGCUCAACAAAGCUGCUCUUUCAUUUCUGACUUUAACAACAGUCAUUAGAGCAAUUGAAGUCCCCCUGAGGCCAAGUGGGAAAGGUUGUUAAAUCUCCCCGGGAAGGGAUGGAAGGAGACUACUGCAGGUCGGGGAUUAAGUGAUGUUCACCAACUCCUCUCUGCUUUGACGUUGAUGGCCUCCUACCUUCCAUGUUCAACUACCUGUCCUCCCAUAGCCAUUAUAACUGCAGCUUCUUCACCUGAGGAGUUGACCCUCCAUGCAUUUCCCUGAGUAUUGUGGCCUGUGCACUCCUCACUACAUACUUGGUUAUCUGAGUGUGCCAUCUUCUAUAGGCACCAGUUUAUAUGUUUUCAUGUGUCAACACACGUGCACAGAAACUGGUCCAUUCAAAAUGACGAUCAUUUACAUUUGGCCUCAGAGCUCAAAGGUCUUUAAGCAUCUACAACCAGGUCCAGUUGCCCUUCGAUUCAACUUUUCACGGGGGAAUGACCCACAUUUACUUGACAUGCUGAGAACAUUGAGAAGAAAAGGUGACAAGCUGUAGUUGGACUGUAGUAAGACAAUUUUAAUAUGAAAAUUAAGGGUUUGCAUCAGCAUUAUAAGCACUGAUGUUUUCUUAUUGCUAUUUGCACAUAGCUCUCCACCACUAAUGCUAAUGAGGGAGAAGUGUUUGUUUUGGCUUAUGGUUGGGACCUUUCCGAAAGUUUGAUGAGUUCAAACAUAUUUCUUCAUUAUUUCCCAGCCAUUGGCUCUUUUAUUUAGGUUUGACUGUCCCACCAGAAUUUUUAGUUCAGUUUUGCUGUAUGUUGCUUAUGUUAGACAAAUAAUCUCAUGUAUUUUGGCUUGAAAAUAAAAUUGAAGAAGUUGUCGAUAGACUUAAUAACUUUUUUAUUUCCUGAAGGGAUAUUUCAUUCAAACAAAAUCACUUGUAAUUUUUUUUAAUGCAUCUAAAGCUAUCAAAUUUUCUCCCAGUUGUAAUUAUGAACAUCUAAUUAUAAUUCUCUGUAUUGAGAGUUCAUUGCCUUUAUGAUCGUGUACACGUGUUUGUAUAAUUCACCAGCAUUCUGUGUUGCAUCUGUCUGUGACUGUGUUGAGUCGGCGGAGAGUCCCCCUCCCAAACAGCAUACACUGUUCUGGAUCGCUUCGUUGAGUCAUGUCACUCUUUUUUUUGUGUGUGUUUGUGUGUGUGGGCUUUCCUCUUGUGAUCUUGCUUGUGUGCAUUUCUGUGUGCGUGUGGGUGUGAGAGAGAGAGAGAUAGAGAGUGACGGAUGGUGAGGAAAUUUGAAUAUUGCUGGAUUCAUUCUCUAGUUUUAGUUAGUGACGAUGUAUGGACUUGAGAAGGGUGGCAUGGAGAGCGGAUAAGAUGAAAGUUUACAUAGUCCUGAAAUAGCACAUUUUAUCUGAAGAGAAAAUGUCAAAAUAAAGCUUUUUUCCCCCUCUGUAUCUAUAAUUAAGCAUUUGUAUGAUUAAAUUAACACUGAAACAAUGA